Molecule: messenger RNA, 1584 nt
Organism: Benincasa hispida (wax gourd)
Lineage: Eukaryota; Viridiplantae; Streptophyta; Magnoliopsida; Cucurbitales; Cucurbitaceae
Product: ATP citrate lyase (ACL) family protein
Biological process (GO): succinyl-CoA metabolic process; tricarboxylic acid cycle
Cellular component (GO): succinate-CoA ligase complex; mitochondrion
Molecular function (GO): metal ion binding; succinate-CoA ligase (ADP-forming) activity; ATP binding
Source: RefSeq, a predicted model, not a curated record
AUGGUGAGAGGGUUGCUCAAUAAGCUCGUCUCUCGAUCUCUUUCUGUCGCGGGAAAAUGGCAGCAACAACAGCUGCGUCGUCUCAACGUCCAUGAGUAUCAGGGUGCUGAGCUGAUGAACAAAUACGGGAUCAAUGUGCCAAAGGGUAUUGCUGUUUCCUCUGUUGAAGAAGCAAAAAACGCAAUGCAAACUGUUUUUCCUGAUGCGAAAGAGCUGGUCGUUAAAAGCCAAAUUUUGGCUGGUGGAAGAGGUUUGGGAACAUUCAAAAGCGGCUUAAAGGGUGGAGUUCACAUUGUGAAGGUGGAUCAGGUUGAAGAGAUUGCUGGAAAGAUGCUUGGGCAGAUACUUGUCACCAAACAAACUGGUCCCCAGGGCAAAGUUGUCAGUAAGGUUUAUCUGUGUGAGAAGUUGUCACUUAUCAAUGAAAUGUACUUCGCUAUCACUCUGGAUCGUAAAACUGCCGGUCCACUUAUAAUUGCCUGUAGAAAGGGUGGAACUAGCAUCGAAGAUCUUGCUGAGAACUUCCCAGAUAUGAUUAUAAAGGUACCUAUUGAUGUUUUCAAAGGAAUAACGGAUGAAGAUGCUGCAAAGGUUGUGGAUGGUUUGGCUCCCAAGGUUGCUGAUAGACAGGAUUCGAUUGAACAAGUGAAAAAAUUGUAUAAACUCUUCUGCGAAUGUGACUGCACAUUGCUGGAAGUAAAUCCCAUUGCGGAGACUUCAGAAAAUCAGUUGGUGGCUGCCGAUGCUAAGCUAAACUUUGAUGAUAAUGCUGCAUUUCGUCAGAAAGCAAUAUUUUCUCUUCGUGAUCCAACUCAAGAGGAUCCUCGAGAGGUUGAUGCUGCCAAAGCAGAUCUAAAUUACAUUGGUUUAGAUGGAGAAAUUGGUUGCAUGGUCAAUGGUGCAGGAUUAGCAAUGGCUACGAUGGAUAUAAUUAAGCUGCAUGGGGGAACUCCUGCCAAUUUCCUUGAUGUAGGUGGAAAUGCUUCUGAAGGCCAGGUAGUUGAGGCAUUUAAGAUAUUGACUUCUGACGAGAAAGUUAAAGCAAUUUUGGUGAACAUUUUUGGUGGAAUAAUGAAAUGUGAUGUCAUAGCUAGUGGAAUUGUCAACGCUGCCAAACAGGUUGCCCUCAAAGUGCCCGUGGUUGUUCGGCUUGAAGGUACAAAUGUUGACCAAGGAAAAAGAAUUCUGAAGGAAAGUGGCAUGACAUUGAUAACGGCAGAAGAUCUGGAUGAUGCUGCAGAGAAAGCAGUUAAAGCAGCAUAUUGAGUCAUUUUCAAUUAUUUUUCAUGGAUGGCUUGUUUCCUUGUGAUUGUUGUUCUUUGUUGGAUCAAUGCGGUUUUGAUUGACCCUUUCCUGAAAAUUCGAGGAAACAUUGUUUGCCACAACACGAAAGCACACACAUCUGUCAUUCGAUGAAAAGAAGUCGAAAUUUUAAUAACGAGUAGCUUUUUUGCUGAGAUUAUGGGUGGCUGUUGUCCAUGCCCCUUUGAGUUUCAAACUUUUCUCGUCCUUUAUUAAUACGAGCCAUAGUGAUUGAAUUUGUAAUCUCCCAGACUUUCUAAUGCUAUUUCAAAUCCUGUCUUA